This is a messenger RNA of Dendroctonus ponderosae (mountain pine beetle), 1679 nucleotides long. Its product is annotated as acetylcholinesterase-like. Gene Ontology annotation, biological process: acetylcholine catabolic process; choline metabolic process. Lineage: Eukaryota; Metazoa; Arthropoda; Insecta; Coleoptera; Curculionidae. The transcript is spliced from 9 exons. The record is from RefSeq and is a predicted model, not a curated record. Gene Ontology annotation, cellular component: plasma membrane. The coding region runs from base 108 to 1652 and encodes 514 amino acids. Gene Ontology annotation, molecular function: acetylcholinesterase activity.
GUCAAGGCUCCCAUCCAGAGCCCUGCUGAGCAGUAGCAUGUCCUCAACCGACCUAAUUUGUUGACAAUUAUUACACCCGGCCAGGUCCGGUUAGCCCAUCGCCGGUCAUGCGGUGGGGCUGCUGGCCCUUAAUGGGGCUCCUGCUGGCGGCAGCGAGCCCCGCAGCCCCCGCGGCGCGCCGAGGGCGCCAUCGAUCCGUCCCCAUUGAGGGGCCUCGUGCGGAGCCCCUGAUGGCGCAACAGGGGUCCAGCACGCGACGGGACCCCUUCGAUCCCCACAAGGAUUCCGAGGAGUUUAGAAGGGACGCCCCAGAUGACAAAAGAGACUUCCCUAGUCGACUGUCGUCGACGGAUGAGGACCCUUUAAUCAUUCGCACCAAUAAGGGAAAAGUCCGCGGGACGACGCUGACUGCGGCAACAGGAAAGAAGGUAGACGCCUGGUUGGGCAUUCCCUACGCCCAAAAACCCGUAGGGAACCUGCGGUUUAGGCACCCGCGCCCCUAUGAGAAAUGGGAGGGCGUUAUCAAUGCCACCAAGCACCCCAACUCCUGCGUACAAAUUAUUGACACACUGUUUGGAGACUUUCCCGGUGCUCAAAUUUGGAACCCCAACACUCCUCUAAGCGAGGACUGUCUCUACAUUAACGUGGUGGUCCCGCGGCCUCGGCCCAAGAAUGCUGCGGUGAUGGUGUGGGUGUUUGGAGGAGGAUUUUACUCCGGCACCAACACUCUUGAUGUUUAUGACCACAAUAUUCUGGUAUCCGAGGAGAACGUUAUAGUAAUCUCCAUGCAGUAUCGGGUGGCAUCACUGGGGUUCAUCUACUUCGGAACGCCUGACGCUCCUGGCAACACCGGCCUCUUCGAUCAGCUGAUGGCCUUGCAGUGGGUGCGGGACAACGUGGCAGCCUUCGGAGGAAACCCCCAGAAUGUGACCUUGUUCGGUGAAAGCGCCGGCGCCGUCUCCGUCUCCUUGCACCUGCUCUCCCCAUUGUCGCGCAACUUAUUCUCCCAGGCUAUCAUGGAGUCGGGCAGCGCCACGGCGCCUUGGGCAAUAAUCUCUCGAGAAGAGAGCAUUCUGCGAGGACUCCGAUUGGCGGAGGCAGUCAAAUGUCCUCAUGAAAGAGACAACCUGCCGGCUGUUAUCGAGUGUUUAAGAUUGAAGGAUCCCUUCGACCUCGUUAACAAUGAGUGGGGCACUUUGGGAAUCUGCGAAUUCCCCUUUGUGCCCAUCAUAGACGGGUCCUUCCUGGAUGAAUCCCCCGGUCGGGCAAUGGCCAAUAAAAACUUCAAAAAAACCAACAUUCUCAUGGGCUCCAACACGGAGGAAGGCUACUAUUUCAUCAUGUACUACCUCACUGAGCUGUUCAGGAAAGAGGAAAACGUCUACAUCAGUAGGCAAGAAUUCCUGGGCGCAGUUACCGAACUGAACCCAUAUGUUGGGCCUGCGGCACGUCAAGCGAUUGUCUUCGAGUACACCGAUUGGCUGAAUCCAGACGACCCGGUGGCCAAUCGGGACGCUCUGGACAAGAUGGUCGGAGACUAUCAGUUCACGUGCAAUGUGAAUGAGUUUGCUCAUCGCUAUGCGGAAACUGGCAACAAUGUCUACAUGUACUACUUCAAACAUCGAACUGUGAGUAUAGAGAUGGAGAAAUAACCAUUCCUGAAACUGGAAUAAUGGUAG